AAAUCAAUCAGUACAUCAAAGCGUGGACUCUUUUAGCAUUCGAAGUGUUUGCACAGACACCUACUCCUUCUACUGUCAUCAAUACAAGUACACGCUUAAAAGUGUUGGAUAAUCUUGUUCAUAACCUGAAGUGCCAGGAAACCAGGCAACUCCAGUCCAAUGUGCUUGAAGGUCUCGCGCGCUAUAGCUUGGAGCCACCUCUAAUAUGGCAACUGUAACAAUACCGGAGGCAGAAACUGUUGUAGCAGAGACCGCAUCGCCAACCACGAUGUCACCAAAUGCGGGGCCACGCUCUUCCAACCAGUCCCCUCUACGCCCUGGCUCGUCGUUAGUUGCUUACCAACCAAACGGAGGCACUAGCCCUAAAACACCUGGCGGGGGUCGGGGCCAGACUGCAAACUCGACCAUGAAGAGCAGCCACUUGCAGCAAAUCAAGAGCCUGGGGCUGCUGCACGACCUGCAAGACUACAUCGCCUCAGUGGAGUCGCUGGCGGCGGAGCAGAAGAAGGAGCUGGAACGGGUUAAGGAGGAAAAACGCGACAUGGAGAAGUUUAUGGCCCGAGCGGAGGCACACGCGGAGCGGCAGUCGGGCGGCACCGCGCUGGACUUCACGGUGUCUGAGGUGGCAGAUCUGCCGCCGCGCAUGAGGGCGCUGGUGGAGGACAACCGGGGUCUGCGCGACACGGUCAAGAACUACAAGAAGCGCAACCAGACUCUGGAGCACACAGUGACGCAGCAGCAGAACCAAGUGCUGGCGCUGUCCGAGGCCAACGAGCGGCUCAAGGCGCAGCUGGCGGAGUGCUCCCGGACGCCAGCGGAAGUGGAGCGGGAGGAGGCAUUGAAGAAGCAGCUGGAGCUCAAGACGCGCCAGGUCGAGACUUUGGAGCACAGCCUGGGCGUGCUGCGCUCCAAGGUGGACACCGACUCCAGGCUGUACCGCCAGAACCUGUCCGCGGCGGCGCGCGAGAAGGACGCGCUCAAGCGGCAACUGGUGGCCUCCGCCAAGUCGUUGGAGGAGAAGGACAAGGAUCUGCGGGCGCUGCAGCUUGAGCUGCGCAAAACCAAGCGCGGCGCGCCGCCCACGCGCGGCGGCGUGGCCGCCGGCACCUACAGGCUGCCUGGAGGAGGCGGUGCGGGGUCGGACGAGGCAGGCACGGGGGCGGGAGCGGCGGCUGCACCGGCUGCGGAGCCGGAGGAGCGGAUUCGCAUCAUGCUGAUGAUCGUUCGCGACGAGAUUCCAGUGCCGUACGAGGUGCGGGUGGAGGUGCCGGUGCCGUACGAGGUGCGCGUCGAGGUGCCGGUGGAGGUGCGGGUAGAGGUGCCGGUGCCAAUGCCGAUGCCUGCGGCGCCCGAGCCGGCACAGGAGCCAGAGCCGGAACAGGAGACGCAGGCAGAGCCAGAGCCGGCGGCGGAGCCAGAGGCUGCACCGGAGCCGGAUGCUGCGCCGGAGGCUGCACCGGAGCCGGAGGCAGAGACAUCGUCGGCACCUCAGCAAGAGGAGCAGCCGGAGGCGCUGGCGGAAGGCGCUGCCGAGGGUGAGGGUGCUGCGGAUGCCGAGGGUGAGCCCAGCGCCCCAGAGCUGAAGGAUGAGGACAUGGUGCCGGCAGGCGCCUGGCCCUCGUCUGGCGGGCAGGACGCCAGCUCUGAGGCCGUAGAAGGUGCGGAGGGCGCAGAGGCGGCAGAGCCGCCGGCCGCGGCGGUGGAGGCCGCGGAGGGCGCGGAGGCGGCAGAGGCCGCCGUGGCGGCGGCCGAGGGCGAGCCGGAGGCAGAGUCAGCACCGGCAGGGGAGGGGGAGGAGGGCGAGGCAGCGGGGCAAAACGCUGAUGCUGGGCCGCCAAUGGAGCACUCCUCGCAGCCUAUGCCGGUCCCCUACUCGCGUACGGCAGCGCGUGCGCUGGCGACGCGCGUGGGCGGCACGAGCGGUGGCAAGCAGCCGCACCCACCGGUGGGGUCAGUGUCGGGCGCGUCCUCACACCGCAAGCCCUCCGCCUCCAGCACGGCGAGUGCAAGCAGUGGCAAGGGCAAGCCCCAGAAGUAAGGGAGACAAAGCAAGGGAGUCGCGGUGGAUAUGCAAUGACCGUACUCGUUGACUGACGCAGACUACUACUAGACUGCAUUUGCUUGGGCAGAUUGACAGGCAUGCAGAUGAUGGUAACGGGCUGACAAGUUACGACUGGAUGAAAAUGUUGUGUGGCGAUGAGGACGCAAAGCGCGGUUGUGUGGCAAGCGUGUUCAGCAGGAGGUGCAAAUUGGCAGCAUGACAGGUUCGAUGGCGAGGCCUCGAGCUGCCUGUUGUGAACGCAGUGGGCCUGUGGGUGAGAAAGGACAGAUUGCAAUAGCACACUGCAUCUUUGGGUGAACAACAAGUACAUGUGCAACAUCAAAAGGGACGCCGUUGAUGGGGCGUGUCUCCGUGUUCCCACACGCGGAUGGGAUAGGCAUUCCUGGUGUGCCACUCGUGUGUGCCACUCUUUCUAGAAGCUUUUGCGGGCAUUAGCGUUAUCGUGCCCAUACGGUCCCAGGGGGGACUGACAGUAGCGGAUUGCUCGGGCCAGAAUGUAAGGAUGCGGAUUA
Molecule: messenger RNA, 2574 nt
Organism: Chlamydomonas reinhardtii
Lineage: Eukaryota; Viridiplantae; Chlorophyta; Chlorophyceae; Chlamydomonadales; Chlamydomonadaceae
Exons: 6
Coding region: 269-2038 (589 amino acids)
Source: RefSeq, a predicted model, not a curated record